AAAUGUCUGUCUCUGGUCUGUUUUUAAGCAUAAGGAAACCGUGACUGAGUGAUAGGAGAAGCCUCACUCAGCCUCUGAUAGUGCUCAAUACAAUGGCUGACAUGAAGAGUUGUGAAGAAUGGAAACCUUUUAUUGCAAUGAUAGCAGUCGAUUUUGCCUUUGCUGUUGUGAAUAUUCUUCUCAAGAAAAUCCUUGAUGAGGGAAUGGACCACUUGGUCUUUGUUACAUACCGGCUGACAAUCUCUACCAUAUUUUUAGCUCCAAUCGGCUACUUUUUAGAAAGGAAUAGCAGACCAAAGCUCACACUUCGUAUCUUAUGUUACCUCUUCUUCAGUGCAAUCGUCGGGGCAUCGCUGACACAAUACUUCUUCCUUCUUGGAAUUCAAUACACAUCUGCUUAUUUUUCAUGUGCCUUUGUCAACAUGGUGCCAGUGAUCACAUUUCUAAUGGCAUUACCUUUUGGGUUAGAGACUGUGGACAUAAAAUGCAAGAGUGGAAGAGCCAAAGUACUUGGUACUGUGGUGUGCAUUGGUGGUGCAAUACUGUUGACUCUUUACAGAGGAGUGCCUUUAUUUGACCAUUCACACUCACAUGCUGUAACUCAAAUGAUGGAUCAUGCUAUCAAGCUCAACUCUACCAAGAAGACAGAGAGAUGGACACUUGGUUCAAUAGCUUUAGUUGUAGGAACCUUUUUUUGGUCUUCAUGGUUUCUUUUACAAUCAACUAUAGGCAAGAGAUAUCCCUGCCAGUAUUCUAGCACUGCUAUCAUGUCCUUCUUUGGUGCCGUCCAGUCAGCUAUCUUAAGUUUUUCCACAAACAGAAACCUUUCUGCAUGGUCUCUGAAUGGGAAAAUAGAAAUCAUGACUGUCCUUUAUGCUGGAAUAAUAGGAUCCGGCAUGUGCUAUGUUGUUAUGUCGUGGUGUGUCAAGAAAAGGGGUCCAGUUUUCACAGCAGCAUUCAGCCCCCUUGUUCAGAUAAUGGCAGCCAUGUUUGAUAUCCCCAUCCUGCACGAGAAACUUUAUCUUGGGAGCAUUCUGGGAUCAAUCAUUGUAAUUAUUGGAAUGUACAUUCUUCUGUGGGGUAAGAAUAAGGAGAUGAAGGUUUGUCUAACAAAACUAGCCCAAGAAGCUGAAGGGAUCAAGGAACAAGAGCCACAGUUGCAAGUUGUUGCAAUCUCUUGUGAUUCACGGCAACAUUCAGGCCAAGAUGCAUAAUGUUUUUCCAUUCACAAGCAAUUUACUGUCUCCUCCAAAUUUAAAUUUUUCUUGUUACUUUUAUUUUGUUAUCACAAAUUGCUUCCGUACUUUUCAACUUCUCUAUU
Quercus lobata is the source of this 1321-nucleotide messenger RNA. Its product is annotated as WAT1-related protein At3g30340-like. Gene Ontology annotation, cellular component: membrane. The record is from RefSeq and is a predicted model, not a curated record. Lineage: Eukaryota; Viridiplantae; Streptophyta; Magnoliopsida; Fagales; Fagaceae. The transcript is spliced from 6 exons. The coding region runs from base 93 to 1214 and encodes 373 amino acids. Gene Ontology annotation, molecular function: transmembrane transporter activity.